ACCCUCAUAUAGAUUUAAAAGCGAGUCAGAAUCCGUCUGAAUGACAGUCAUUGAGUGCGGGACAUCGUCAGCAGAAAACUCAGCUGGCUAUCUUAGUCGCUCACUCGUCCCAUUUGCCUAGGAUGCUACGGUCACUGCAGCUUCGCCAAAGCGUCAUCGCGCUUUUCUUAUGGUUCGCUCAUUUUAUGGAUGAACACAAAGUGCAAGCUGGCAAUUGCUGGCUUCAGCAAGGGAAGAAUGGAAGGUGUCAGGUCCUCUAUAUGUCUGGGAUGAGUCGGGAGGAGUGCUGCAGGGGUGGCCGCCUGGGCACCGCGUGGACUGAGGAGGAUGUGCCUAACAACACUCUCUUCCGGUGGCUGAUCUUCAAUGGCGGAGCCCCGAAUUGCAUUCCAUGCAAAGAGACAUGUGACAACGUAGACUGUGGUGCGGGAAAGAGGUGCAAGAUGAACAAAAGGGACAAGCCGCGCUGCAUCUGUGCCCCCGACUGCUCCAACCUCACUUGGAAGGGCCCCGUGUGUGGGUCAGACGGCAAGACAUAUCGCACCGAGUGCGCCCUCCUCCGGGCUCGCUGCAAACGACACCCGGACCUGACUGCCCAGUAUCAGGGCAAGUGCCGAAAAACGUGCCAUGACGUGCAGUGUCCAGGAACCUCGACGUGUGUGGUGGACCAGACUAACAGUGCCUUCUGCGUGACGUGCAAUCGCCUGUGCCCUGAGGCAUCACUACCGGAGCAGUACCUCUGUGGGAAUGAUGGAAUUGUUUAUGCCAGUGCUUGUCACCUCAGGAGAGCCACGUGCAUUCUGGGAAGAUCCAUUGGAGUUGCAUACGAAGGCAAAUGCAUAGAUGCCCGGUCGUGUGAGGACAUCCCCUGUCGCAGUGGAAGGAAGUGUCUGUGGGACACGCGCACCAGCCGGGGUCGCUGUGCCGUGUGCGAGGAGGCCUGUCCGGAGGGGGGCACCGGGGAGAGCGUGUGUGCCAGCGACAACACCACCUACACCAGCGAGUGCGCCAUGAAGCAGGCCGCCUGCGAGAAAGGCCUGGUCCUGGAGGUCAAACACUCCGGGUCCUGCAACUCCAUCUCUGAAGAGCUGGAGGAGGAUGUGGAAGAUGAGGACCAGGACUACAUGGAUUAUACUUAUGUGUCUCCCCUUGUGACUGGAUAGUCCAACAUUGAUAAUGGGACACUCGAAUCUGGCCUGCAGAGUCGUGUUUAUAACUGUAUAUACUGCGUGUGCUUAUUUAUUUUACGUGGAAGGAAACAGACACGGUUAUGUCUCAUUGUGUGUUCUGGAUGUCUAUUUAUAAUACACAUUUGUUUUUGUUUUUUUUCUCUUCCUAUUUAUACAUCUGCAGUGGCUGACCAACUGUAUACCUAUAUCUCACACUCUGUAUAUUACCCUCUAGAGAAAUUUUAUUUAUUAUGAGGUGCAAUGCUACCCAGUGAAUGUUAGAAGUCUUUGGUAAGCUGUAUAUUGCCUAUUUGGUGAUCUGUACAAAUAUUGUAUGCUCUUGUGUUGGUCAUUUUUAUCUCCAGUCUUCAAGUGGAAUACAACGUUAACCUGCAUGUGGUUUAUUUAAUGGAAAAUCUGAUGCUCACUAAUAAAUGUAUGGCUAGUGUGAGAAAUGGAUCUGUUUUGUUUACAAAUCAAAGCUGACCAAAGGGGCUUUGUUCAUUUUUUUCUGGUGCAUCUUAUGUCUUCUUUUUUGAAGCAUCUCAUUUUGCAUAGUGGGUGAUAUUUUGACAGUACAACAGGUUUGUGUUCUUUUCUACAUUAAAUUGUUGAACAUUCUCUUUUGUCUGCUACACAGUUUGGUUGUCUAAAAUGUGCCAUUGAUAAAGCUUGAACACCAUUUAUGCCAAUAUUUGCAGUCAAUGUUCUGUUUCAUGUACAGCAACAGGACAAAGUUGGUUUAUCAUGAUGUACAGAUGUUAACUCAAUAUCAAUCUUUGCAUUAUAUAUUAUUUUCUCAUUAAUAUAUAUUUUUUUCUCUUUAUGUAUUUUUUAAUGUUAUAGAUCAGUUAUAAAUUUAUAGUUUUGUAUUUUUAAUGUAAAUGUCUAAUGUAUAUAAAUG
This is a messenger RNA of Alosa sapidissima (American shad), 2073 nucleotides long. RefSeq names its product follistatin b (gene fstb). NCBI's taxonomy places the organism in Eukaryota, Metazoa, Chordata, Actinopteri, Clupeiformes, Clupeidae. Gene Ontology annotation, biological process: cell differentiation; regulation of BMP signaling pathway; negative regulation of activin receptor signaling pathway. Bases 123 to 1163 code for a protein of 346 amino acids. The transcript is spliced from 6 exons. The record is from RefSeq and is a predicted model, not a curated record. Gene Ontology annotation, molecular function: activin binding; protein binding.